UCUCGGAUUGAAGGGAACUACAUUUACUUGCAUUGGCCUGCUCACCGAUCAAGUACUGCUACUACUUCACUUACCUUGAGCUCCUACUUCUACUAUUGAUUUUCCUCCCUCGUGUUCCUCUUUACCCCGCAUCCUCUUUUCUUUCCUCCCGCAGCCCGUCGGAGGCUUUUUUAAUCUUUCCGCCCUCCACAUAUUCUUCUUCCCCUCCUCCUUCUCCUCCCCCUCCCCCUCUUCCUCAUGACACAACAAAAGAAGACCAUCGCCGUGGUAAACGCGACGGGUCGCCAGGCUGCGUCUUUAAUACGCGUGGCCUCGGCCGUCGGACACAAUGUGCGCGCUCAGAUCCAUUCUCUCAAGGGCUUCGUCGCAGAGGAGCUGCAGGAGCUUCCGAAUGUCACUCUAUUCCAAGGCCCGCUGCUGGGCAACACUCCCCUGAUGGACGCAUUAUUCGAGGGCGCCAACCUUGCAUUCAUCAACACCACCUCACAAUCAGGCGACGAAGUCGCAAUCGGCCGCGACCUCGCCGACGCCGCCAAACGAGCCGGAACCAUCCAACACUACAUCUACAGCAGUAUGCCCGAUCACUCGGUACAUGGGCCCUGGCCUCCGGUACCGCUCUGGGCCCCCAAAUUCACCGUCGAGAACUACAUCCGUCAACUGGGACUUCCUUCGACCUUUGUCUACGCCGGAAUCUACAAUAACAAUUUCACGAGUCUACCCUACCCCCUCUUCCAGAUGGAGCUCAUGCCGGAUGGAAGUUUCGAGUGGCAUGCGCCCUUUGACCCGGACAUUCCGCUGCCCUGGCUGGACGCGGAACAUGAUGUGGGCCCCGCGUUGCUGCAGAUUUUCAAGGAUGGGCCGAAGAAGUGGAAUGGACAUCGUAUCGCGCUCACAUUCGAAACUCUCUCUCCCAAUCAAGUUUGCGCUGCCUUCGAGCGCGCUCUCGGCCGCCCCUGUCGCUACCUGCGCGUCCCCAAGGUCGAAGUGAAAGUCAACAUUCCGCCGGGCUAUCGAGAACAGCUGGAGGCGAUUGAGGUGGUGUUCGGACAGUGCGACGCGCCUUACUUCCCACAGCCCGAGUUCUCCCGUCCGGCCGCUGGAUCCCCCAAGGGACUGGGCCCCGCCAAUGGCAAAGGCGCAGGCGCGGGAAUGAUGCAGGGUCCCGGAGGGGUGAUUUCGCUUCGUGUGACCGACGAGGCCCGGCAUUUAUGGCAGGGGUGGCGCGAUAUGGAGGAAUAUGCGCGCGAGGUCUUCCCGGUGGAGGAAGAGGCCAACGGAUUGGACUGGAUGCUGUAGUGGUGGGAAGAUCAUGCCUAGUCCCGUCCAGUUUGAGCCGACGGGCACGUGCGCCGGUGUCGGUGAGUCUGGCUUGGCCCGUCACCUGACCGAUGGCGCGAUUGGUUUGCGAUAAGGGGAGGUUACAUUACAUCCCAUCGAUUGAUGGCCUGCCUGAACCCAACCUCUGGGGCUUUGACCGGUCGGACUUUCUGUCGAAGUCCUAAAUCCCUCGCUCACGACCGACACUUACAACACUCUACUCACCGCUUUGCAAUCCCGCCUGUUGGCGUGCAUUUUCUUGUUGUCUUUUCCUGCAUGCAUGCAUCACCGGCGAACUGGCCUGGGUUUUCCUUAACAAUGUCUCUUGGGGCAAGAGACAUUCAAAAAAGAGAGAGACAGAAGAUCUAUACCUUAAUGGGAA
Aspergillus fijiensis CBS 313.89 is the source of this 1699-nucleotide messenger RNA. Its product is annotated as NmrA family NAD(P)-binding protein. The transcript has 2 exons. Bases 238 to 1296 code for a protein of 352 amino acids. Lineage: Eukaryota; Fungi; Ascomycota; Eurotiomycetes; Eurotiales; Aspergillaceae. The record is from RefSeq and is a predicted model, not a curated record.